AUGCUGCCGAAGUCUACCUUAAAGUUGCUGGUGAUUGCAUUGCUUUUCCACUUAUCGUUGGUUAGCGGUGCCAAAGGUAAAGCCAACAAAUCGAAAAAGAAAGCGGCGCGUAUAGUUGGAGGGAAUGUCAAUGUCAUCAGAAACUAUCCGUAUAUUGUGCAGUUGGAGCGAAAUGGAAAUUUCUUCUGUGGCGGAACGAUUAUAUCGCAGCGUCACAUAUUAACUGCCGCCCAUUGCAUAAUGAAUGACCGAAGACCUUCAGAUAUCACUGUAGUUGCUGGAGUGGGCCGACUUGGUGAUACCAACAGCGCUACCCGCGUUACCAGAAGGGUGAGCAAAAUUAUCAAACCAAGAAACUUUUCACUGGGCGAUAUGAACAACGAUGUGGCAGUUCUCAGAACCAGCGCUCCUUUGGCGGGUCGUAAUAUUCGUCGUAUUCGUUUGUGCCGGGCUAACAUUCGACAGGGUAUGGUCAUGCGUGUCGCUGGUUGGGGUGUCACUAGUGAGAACAGCAUCACUCCCUCUACUCGAUUGCGUGUGAUUAAGGUGCCAGUGGUUUCCAGGGCCACAUGUCGUUCUCAAUAUAGUGGCGUCGCUACUCUGACCGGAACCAUGUUCUGCAUGUCCAAGCCGAGAAGGGAUGCUUGUUUUGGCGAUUCGGGAGGUCCCGCAGUGAGACGUGGACGUGUUUGUGGCAUUGUUUCUUUCGGAAAUGGUUGUGCCAGAAGAAAUUUUCCUGGUAUUUAUACUCGUGUAACACCUUUGAGAAGGUUUAUCAACCAAGGAUUAUCACAAUAA
This is a messenger RNA of Stomoxys calcitrans (stable fly), 798 nucleotides long. Its product is annotated as seminase-like. Gene Ontology annotation, molecular function: serine-type endopeptidase activity. The record is from RefSeq and is a predicted model, not a curated record. NCBI's taxonomy places the organism in Eukaryota, Metazoa, Arthropoda, Insecta, Diptera, Muscidae. The transcript has a single exon. Bases 1 to 798 code for a protein of 265 amino acids. Gene Ontology annotation, biological process: proteolysis.